CCACUGGUAUAGUGAUAUUAACUCCGAACGGCGCAAGCCUCACCAAACCUCCAACUCCCCUCUUUGACUUUUUCCCACACUAAUCACCGCCAUGAUUCCCCAAUUUCAUCUUCUCCUCUUCACCACUACGACCCUCCUACUCUCGGCCACUCUUUCCACCGCAACCACAGCCGCUUAUCCCCCUUCAUACGGCGAAGAGUCAUGCAGAUUCUCCGGUGGCACUGCCGCCCUCACCCCGGAAAGAAGAGACACAUACGGUAAUGGACGGAUAAUCGACAUCACCCACCGCAUAAACCCCAAUAUGCCAGCGUUCGGUUCUCCCGAUGGUGUUGGUCAGUUCAUUUGGCUCGUCAACAGCAUGAAAAACGGGUCAAUUGCUAAUAAUUCCGAGAUGAAACUCCCCUCUCAUACUGGGACCCACGUCGAUGCUCCUAGCCAUUUCUAUGAUAAGUACUUGGAUGCUGGUUUUGAUGUGGAUUCCCUUGAUCUUGAUGUCCUUAAUGGUCCAGCACUGUUGGUUGAUGUACCGAGAGAUAGCAACAUAACUGCUGCUGUGAUGAAAUCACUACACAUUCCUAAAGGAGUACGCCGUGUGCUUUUCAGAACUCUAAACACAGAUAGGCGCCUUAUGUUCAAGAAGGAGUUUGAUACUAGCUAUGUGGGUUUCAUGGAGGAUGGUGCUCAAUGGUUGAAAGAUAAUACAGACAUCAAGCUAGUUGGUAUCGAUUAUUUAUCUGCUGCAGCAUUUGAUGACUUGGCUCCUUCUCAUCUUGUUUUCCUUGAAAGCAGGGAAAUUAUUCUAGUUGAAGCUCUAAAGCUGGAUAAUGUUCCCGCUGGGAUGUAUAAUGUUCAUUGCUUGACACCCCGGCUGAGCGGUGCUGAGGGAGCACCUAUAAGAUGCAUUCUCAUAAAGUGAUAACCUCCGUUGUUAUUCUCAAGCCUGACAAGGAUUCAGGGACGAGUUUCUGGAAGUAGAAUGUGGUAUCGUAUCUGAUAUUCUAAUGGUUUGAAGACAUUGAAGAGAAUUAUCAUAUACAGUAUGUCGUGCCACGUUACUUUGCUGUAUAAAUUGUCAUGCCAUUUUAUUGUAAAUUGGCUAUGUAUGAUGCCUUUUAUUGUAACCUGGGAAGUUUCGGCCAACACCCAAAAUGACGGUCUUGCUCUGGCAGACGCAGACAGCAUCAUGUGGAGUAUUAUUUCAACAUAAAGCCAUCUUUUGGCCAACUUCUGGGAUGCAAAUUGGAUUAGAUAUUAUCCAUUCCAAAAUUCUGUGUAAUUUAGAAUUAAAUUGCAGUCCUAAUCUCAGUUCAAUUCGAUCAAAAACAUAAUAUUCAAUGGAAUCAGAACAAAUUAAUAUCAUCAGAAAUCUUAAAAUCUA
Messenger RNA from Spinacia oleracea (spinach), 1378 nucleotides. RefSeq names its product cyclase-like protein 2. Gene Ontology annotation, molecular function: arylformamidase activity. Bases 92 to 916 code for a protein of 274 amino acids. The transcript is spliced from 7 exons. The record is from RefSeq and is a predicted model, not a curated record. NCBI's taxonomy places the organism in Eukaryota, Viridiplantae, Streptophyta, Magnoliopsida, Caryophyllales, Amaranthaceae.